CUGGAAGACGGUUCAUAUUACCGAUGCCUGCUUGUAGACGCCAGUUGCGAGUCGACAAUCGCUAACUUGAAGGAAGUAAUCUGCAACUAUGACGUCCACUACGAAGUACAGGGUUUCGCAUUCGGAAAGGCUUGGAAGGUAUCUUGUAGCAGCUAAGAACAUAGCGCCGGGGGAAGUUAUAAUUCGAGAAGAACCGACCGCGGUCGGUCCGAUGAUGUACAAGGAUUGUUUCUGCUUUGCCUGUAUGUGCACACUACCAAGAAUUUUCAAAGAAAGACGAUAUGCUUGUUCAAGAUGUAACUUUGCACCGCUGUGCAGCGUGGCAUGCGAGGCACGAACAAAUCAUCACACGAAUGAGGAAUGCCAGAUAUUCAGAGAUAAUCGAGAUCUAUUGGCGGAAAACAAAAUUGACGCGGCAGGAAUUUUACUGGCUUUGCGGCUAUGGCUGGUAAAACACAAAAAUCCAGCUGUAUGGGAGAAAAUAGAUCGUAUGGAGGCUCAUUUGGAUAAAAGGAUUGGCACGCCCGUUUGGAGGCACAGAGAAGUCAAUGUGGUAGAUAUAAUUCGAAGGUUUCGCGUACCCGCCGAGAUCGAGCCGCCGAGCGCGGAAUUAAUGCAGAAAUUGUGCGGCAUUUUGGAUGUGAACGCCUUCGAAUUGCGAUCACCUGGUGCCGUCGACAGUCUUCUUCUACGUGGUUUAUACAUCGAGGCGACCCUGAUGGCACACGACUGCAGAGGCAACACUCACCUCACCGUGGACGAUAAUUUUCAGCUCACUAUCUACGCGAGCGUAGCGAUCAAACAGGACGAACCUAUCCUAUUUAAUUAUACCUCGUCGCUGCUGGGUGCAGCUGACAGGAAAGAACAUCUUCGAGAGGGAAAGUAUUUCGAAUGCGAAUGCUCUCUAUGUACAGACCCGUACGAAUUGCAGUCGCAUUUAAGUAGCGUGCUAUGUCCGCGUUGUAAAAAAGGAUUCGUAGGGAUACAAGAUACUUCCAUUGUCGAUCCGUACGAGCGAAGUCGAUGGCAAUGUCAGGUGUGCAAGAGGACCUACGGCGGCCGUCUUAUCAGAACUACGUUGAACAUAUGCAGAACGCUUAUCGACGAAUGCGAGGACGUUGACAUAAAAAGGAUAGACAGCUUACUUAAAAGAUUAUCCCAAUCUUUGCAUACCAAUCAUUUUCUAAUGUUGUCCCUGAAGCAGAAAUUGUUAACGGCGUGCAGAAAAGAAAUAACAUCUCCCAAUCCUCAGAAAAAAGUUGUACAAAAAAUGUUGGAUACGUGUAAGGAAGUGUAUAAUGUCUUGGACAUAGUAGAGCCGGGCAUAUCACGUUUAAAAGGCAUAAUGUUGUAUGAGAUGCAUUUACCUGUAAUAAUAUUGGCGAAUCGAUCUUAUUCCGCGCGUGAGAUUUCUUCGACGCAGUUGGCAGGCCAACUAGAAGAAGCCAAGGAUCUUCUAAAGAAAGCACUGACUAUGCUUCUGUUAGAACCGCCGACCACGCCAGAAGGGAAAUUGGCUAAAAGAGCGCUAGAAGAAUUACGGACGCUAAAUCAGAAUAUAAGCGAUGUGAAAUCUUUACCAUCGGAAAAGCCCAAAGUCCAUGCGCGUAGAGCGAGAGAACAUCGUAAAAAAAUCAAAUGAUAUUCUAUACCAUCCUAACAUAUUUAUGAACUUGCAUUAAUAUGAAAACCGGUUCAAUUUUUCUUGUAAAAAGAACAAUAUCUAAAUAACAUAUUAUGUAUUAAAUUAAUGAAAAA
Messenger RNA from Vollenhovia emeryi, 1758 nucleotides. RefSeq names its product protein msta, isoform A-like. The record is from RefSeq and is a predicted model, not a curated record. The transcript is spliced from 7 exons. The coding region runs from base 89 to 1642 and encodes 517 amino acids. Gene Ontology annotation, molecular function: protein binding. NCBI's taxonomy places the organism in Eukaryota, Metazoa, Arthropoda, Insecta, Hymenoptera, Formicidae.